UUCCAAGAUGGAACACCUGCGUUGCUGGGAUAAGACUGCAAAUGAGUUUUUAGUGUUUUAAGACGAAAUAAUGAGUACAUGAUAACAGGGAUCCUUACCUGUGAGGUUUAUAAUGUAUUGAUUUCGUCUGAAUCUUUUUUAAUGACUGUUAAACAAUGCAAUCAUUAAUUUUAGCUUCUGUUUUGCGACGUCCGGGUCGACUGUGCAAACACCUUGUCCAGUCCUUCAGGAAUAUACAACAUGAAACUUCAUUCAACCUCAAACGUGUGGCACUUCUUACGAAAAUGACAAGAUACGAGUUUUUAAAAACAACUUACAAAGAUUUAAGCGAAGGAGAAUUGAAGAAACAUCUGGAUAGCAUAAGGUCUGAUUAUGAAUCUCUUCAUCAACUCCAUUUGAACCAUUACAAAUGUGUUGACUUGAUUCACAAAAUUUUGAGAGAACAUGGUUUAGAGAUUAAGGUUGUGAACAGAUUCCAGUACAGUAAUGAAAUUGUUGACUGGGCAGAUCUGAUCGUUACCGCUGGUGGUGAUGGUACAUACCUAUUGGCAGCCAGCAAGAUCAAGGUCAAAGACAAGCCAAUCAUUGGAAUUAAUACUGACCCUAAAAGGUCGGAGGGGUAUUUGUGUCUUUCAAAAAAAAUAUUCCCUGCAGAAAACUUUGGAGAGGCUGUGAAACGAAUACUUGAAGGGAAAUUUAGAUGGAAGUGGCGCCACCGUAUCCGAGUGACCAUGUCAGGCUUCCACCAAAAUGAUGAGCCUGUGGCUAUACAUGACCAGCAACUUUUGUACCCUGAACACAGGUUUGAGGAACACAUCAAGGAGGCCGAGUCUCACUUCGAGGAGGAGCUCGAGCAGAGGCUACACAUUCACGAAAUGCCACCUAGGGUACUACCUGUCUUAGCUUUAAACGAAGUUUUCAUUGGUGAAGCUCUGUCAGCAAGAGUGUCGUACUACGAGAUCAAGAGGGAUGACGAACCCGGUUUGAAACAGAAGAGUUCAGGGAUCACCAUGUGUACGGGGACUGGCUCUACAUCCUGGUUCUUUCAUAUAAACCACCUCCCAAUAGAGGCUGUCAAAGAUAUACUAGAAAUAACGAAGAGCCUAACUGAUUGCAAAUUAGAUUUAACGGAUCAAAAGCUCAUGAGUAAGGUUGCCUCAGAAUUCAACAACUCCCUCAAAUUUGCUCCCGAUGAACCUCGGAUGGCCUACACAGUCAGAGAUCCCAUUGUGAAUGGGGUGUUUGAUGCUAUUCGACAUCAGAGAGGCUUUGCCACAAGGAUCAAGAUCAACUCCCGCAUGUGGGACGGCACACUUGUGAUAGAUGGGGAUUCCUCCUUUCAGUUCAACGACGGCGCCAUCGCAACCAUGGAAAUACUGGAGUCUGAUGCUCUGCUAACAAUUGAACUAGACUGAGGAAUUUAGGGUUACAUAACAUUCUAAAAUAGUCUUACUUCAAUCUUUUUGUCUCGAAACAACAAAUUUAGACUGGAAAAAUAUACAUUUUAUCAAUAAGCUUUCACGGAAUAUUUACAUGAAUACUUGCCACAUUAAAUUGGAAUUGGAAAUAUUUGUUAAGCUAACUCAUGUAAAACUUAACUGUUUCAAGUUCAUGCAUACUGGCCCAAAGAUUAACAUUUGUAGUGAUGAAGUGGUUUUUGAAGCUAAAAGAAAGUAUCCAUGUGUGUUUUAUGUUGCACUUAUCUUUCAAUGCCAUCCUCAAAAUUCCAGGAAUUAUACAUAUAUAAUAAGCUGACUUGUUUGAUUGUUCAAUGUACAUCAAGGCCGCUUUCAUUUAUCGCGAUCUAAAUGGUUGGACCGGUUAGACCAAAGUUGUUCGUUUAUGAAAUAAGGUCGGACCUAGUAGUUUUAUGCUGCUUUCAGGUGAGCCUUGGCAAAGCCU
This is a messenger RNA of Mizuhopecten yessoensis (Yesso scallop), 1902 nucleotides long. Its product is annotated as NAD kinase 2, mitochondrial-like. Lineage: Eukaryota; Metazoa; Mollusca; Bivalvia; Pectinida; Pectinidae. Gene Ontology annotation, biological process: NAD+ metabolic process; NADP+ biosynthetic process. The coding region runs from base 156 to 1415 and encodes 419 amino acids. The transcript has 9 exons. Gene Ontology annotation, molecular function: NAD+ kinase activity. The record is from RefSeq and is a predicted model, not a curated record. Gene Ontology annotation, cellular component: mitochondrion.